UCUUGAGAAUUCUCCUUAAAUGUGAUAGAUAUGAUUGGCAUACAUGCUAUGGAAUAAUUAAGGGGAUUUGCCAGGAUUUGAAAUACCUCCAGAAUGAAUUAAAGUCUCCUAUUUAUCACUUGGAUUUGAAGCCAGCCAACGUAUUGCUGGAUGAGAACAUGGUUCCCAUAAUUGCAGAUUUUGGGAUGUCAAGACUCUUCGGUGACGAGCAAACACAAUCUACAAAAAGUUCUUUAGGAACAAUUGGAUACUUACCACCCGAAUACAUAUACUAUAAUUUAAUCUCAAAUAAGUUCGACAUAUUCAGUAUGGGUGUUAUAAUCAUGAAGAUAAUGGCAGGACGCGCGGGCUACUUCAAUAGUGCUGACAUGUCUUCCGAGGAAUUCACUAAUCUUGUGCAGGAAAGCUGGACGAACAGGCUACUUGAAACAUCAAAUCUCAGGAGGGCAUAUUCUGAACAAGUAAAGAUAUGCAUUGAAGUAGGUUUAAGUUGUGUGCAGGAGGAUCGGCAGGAAAGGCCAACUAUACAGGAUAUUCUGCCGAUAUACUGAAUGAGACAGAAACUACGUGUACUUAUGCGGUAAGAAAGUACUUGUUGUCUUACUUGGUGCGAAUUGAUCACUAUUUACAUAGUAGCU
Molecule: messenger RNA, 638 nt
Organism: Hordeum vulgare subsp. vulgare (domesticated barley)
Lineage: Eukaryota; Viridiplantae; Streptophyta; Magnoliopsida; Poales; Poaceae
Product: putative cysteine-rich receptor-like protein kinase 12
Exons: 3
Coding region: 159-551 (130 amino acids)
Biological process (GO): protein phosphorylation
Molecular function (GO): protein kinase activity; ATP binding
Source: RefSeq, a predicted model, not a curated record